Carya illinoinensis is the source of this 5138-nucleotide messenger RNA. RefSeq names its product GDSL esterase/lipase 5-like. The transcript has 7 exons. The coding region runs from base 3920 to 5047 and encodes 375 amino acids. Lineage: Eukaryota; Viridiplantae; Streptophyta; Magnoliopsida; Fagales; Juglandaceae. Gene Ontology annotation, molecular function: hydrolase activity, acting on ester bonds. The record is from RefSeq and is a predicted model, not a curated record.
GAAUAUUCUGAAAAUAUCUUAGAUAUUCUUAGACACAAAAAAUAGAUUUUAAGACGUAAAGUUAGAACUAAAAGAUAGACAUAUAAAAUAGAUUUUAUAAUAUUUAAUGAUGUUCGAACAAAAUCAGUUAGAUAAAUAUAAUUAUUAUAGAGUUCAAUUUAUGCGUCUACUUUUCUCCAAGAGCUUUAGGCCUCGGAGCAAGAAAUUUAGAGGAGCUAAAUCCACCUUGAAGAGCCUAAAAAGCCCUAUGGACACCUGGAUUUGAUGUUCGCUGAUCAGUUAUUUAUAAAUCCUACACACAUCUGUUGGUAAUACGACACAUAUUUGUUGGUCUAGCAAAAGUCGAUCGAAUUCUAAAAGUGUAUAAUCGGUUUGAAGAAAACCAUUCCUUCCAGCUCAAGUUAACAUUUGAAAGGUUUUGGAAUCAUUCUAUAUAAAAAAGGAAUUAUAGAAUGCUACAGUCAAAAGAAAGACAUCACAUUCCACCUUCACGUUGAAGCAAUUACCGCUUAAAAUUAUGAACGAUUUCCCAUUAAUGUUUAAGUACUUGAUCAGCCUCUAAACUCCAAGAUGAUGGCCUUCUUUCAUGCAUGGAUGCUCCAAGGCAAAAUUCAAACUGUUUCUGUUGCCAGGAACUCUGGCACGAGUGUUCUUUCAAGAGAUGCUGCUGCUUUCUUCUUAUCUUCAUCAUGUUUAUAGUUGUGGCAGUCGGGAUGGCUACAUUAAUUGUGAUUUUCCUUUUGAAGCCUGAAAAGCCUGUUUUCUCCUUCCAAUCAAUAAGAAUGGAUUGGUAUGAGCUAGAUACUUAUUCUGGUUCAGUCCUGUUUGUUUCAUCCGUUUUGACUUUGACCCUGAAUGCUCAAAAUCCUAACAAGGUUGGCCUAAGGUACAGUCCUUCACGGCUUAGUGUCUAUCAUGAAGGACUGCCAAUAGGAGCAAUCCGAGUUCCAGGAUUCUUUCAGCCUGCUCACAGCAACAAUGUCAGUGUGCGAACCAGGGUUCUGUUUCAUUGUGUGAACCUCAGCCAGAUUGUUGCAGGGAAAGACAUAAUUGAGAUGAAUAUAUUAGGUGAUGUUAGAGCUCAGCUAUGGGUAUUUCACAUGACUUUGUUACGAAUGAAGGUUGCCCUAGAUUGUGACAUAGACAUUGACUACAAGGAGCUUGCAUUAAAAGACGAAGUUGAAGCCAAAAGGGUUGUUCAAAAUCAUCACUUCGCUUCUUUUCCAACCAACUCCAAAUUUAUCUUCAGGAAGUGCGCGCUAGCUUUAUACGCAUAAAGACAGCCAAAGCCACAUUUGAGGGUCAAUUCUGAUAUAAAAGAUUAUGAUAUGAUGCCUCUCUAAAAGUUUUAAUGUCAGUUGUCAAAUCCAACUAUGGAUACAUACAACUUCCGGCCUCGUCUUCUUGCACUUUCCAUCACUGUCUCUACUGUUGCACUGUAAUUAUUGCCAUGGGAGUCACUAAUGACUUGCGAGCUAUAUAUAUAUUAUAUAUAUUUCUAGGAAGAAGCCAAGCCCAUGCACUUGGAAGUUGGAAUAAUCUUCAUGGAUCUUUUAAGCCUCAGGAUGUGAACCGUAUCAUGUACAUAAUUCUCCAUGCAUUUCUUUUAUAUACAUGCCAUGUGGAGAUAAUUUUCAGUACUAAAGUUAUUUUCGAUUGAGAUGUGGGUAAAUCAGUGAAAAAUCGUCUAUGCAUAAGCAGUAGUACUCUUCAACUCAUGUACACUUUCCCUCUCAAACUUCUGUUACCAGAAAAGUCUAUAAUUUUCUGGAAUAUUGCUAUUUGGUAUAAAGAAGCCUCUCUUUUUCGGAGCACCAGUGCUUAAUGGGAGGCUUUUAGCAUCUAUGCUAGCUUGAGCCUUUGGUAAUGAAUAUCAAGAAGAAAUCGGCUAGUUGGAGGUCAUGUCCUUUAUCUAGUGGAAGGAAAAUUAUCCUGUUAAACUAGGUAGCAUGUCUAUCCACUUGCUCUUAAUGCUUAAUAUUCUCAAAUCGGUAUUGUCGUAUGCAGUUUCCAAGAACACAAAAAAAAAAAAAAAAACCAAGUCAUGAAAUUAUUGAUUGUGUGAAGGAAAAUUAUGCUUUAUAUGGGAAACUGUACCAUCUUUAGUUUGUUUUUGUUUUUUUUUUGUUUUUCCACUUCAUGCUCAUGCAUGCCCUGUGGCAUGUUCUAACUGUGAAAAUUAAAAAUUCACAUAUAAACAUCAGUAAAUUCCUAAUGUUAGUUAUAAAUAGAUAGGUUUGCGCAAUACCUUUGUAAAAAAGCAAGUCUCAUUAAAAAUGUAUCAUUUUUGUUUUAUAUUUUUUAAAAAUAGAAUCCAUUUUUGUACAAAAAUCCGUUAUAGACUUGUCUAUUUAAUAUUUUUACAAAUUAUUUUUCUGUUCCAUACUCUGUACUAUACUGUAUUCUGGAAUCAAUAUUCAAGAACUCGGUGCACAAAAGUUUAAAACACAACCUAAACCGUGCAUCUGAUCAACGUACCCUUUUCAGUCAUGCAUUUAUCGAUUGUGCCAAGGACACAUGAGCUUUAUGCUUUGGCAGUCAAUUAUAUAUACAUCUAUUGUUGCAGCUUAUAUAUAUUUGCUUUCAAACUCUCUGCCAUUAGGUCAAGAAGGAACUCAAGUUUUCAAGUCGGUAGCACUUUGCAUGUUCAAACAAUAAAUCAUUACCUAAAAGGCCUAGCUACCAGAUGGCGCCACAUGUGAAACCUAGAAAACACUUCCUAUGAAUUAUAUAUGUAAAAUAAUUAGACUUAAAAUUAUUCAAUGGUUAGCCAUGAUGGGAAUGGUCGAGGCUUCAUAAAUAUCAUUGGACUUUCGUUCAUAGUCUCCAUUGGAUUAGCUAGAGUACUGAAGUACAAUUAAUUUACGAUCAAUUUCUCAUUAAAUAAGACAAUGAAAGGUUGGCACUGUGUCUGAGUGUAACGCAAGAGCAUUCAUUCGACAAAGGUUGGUACUUUAAUUUCUGGGCACGCAUAUAGGAAAAUAAAUCAAGUUGAUGAUUUUCUUGCUAAAGAAAUUGCCAAGGGACAUCAGACAUAUUUUGAGCUAGCUCUAAAAGGAGAUAACAGAUUUAUUGAGAUUAGAUAGAAUAGGAUUGCAGAUUGCUGGUGUUAUGAUGUAAGUACAAAGCUAUGAUUCUAUAUAUAUAUAAUUCUUUGAUUAAGAGUUUUAGCUCUAUCACUUAUGGUCUUAAUUCACUUUACACUUUGGGUUUGGUUCUCUUAUAAUCUCAAGGUGUUUUGUAACUUCUGUUUCCAUGGUUUCUUCCGUCAUAUAUAACUGAUCGAGGCUUAUAAAUUUAGAUUCUCAUCGAUCCCCUUAAAAAAAAGUUAAUGAACAAAGAUAAUGAGAAUGAGUCUUAUUUGCUAAUCAUCUGGGUUCAUAAAUGCUUGGAAUCCAUGACAUAUCAUCCGCCAAAACAAAUAAAAAUUUAAUCUCUCAUCACUGAACCAACAUCCACAGUACUGGUAAUGUCAAAUAUUCUAUAUGCAAUUCCUGCCAAGAUGUUUAUGCCAGCCGUAGCACAAACUUAUUCAACUUGACACGUUUGAAAACCAGGCAUGCAUCGUCUGAAUUGAGAACAAUCUUUUCAUGUAUUUUAGUUCGUGCAUAUUUUCUGGCUUAAUUUUUAAUCGCUGUCUUCAAACAAAUGCAGCUUAUAUAUACAAGCGUUUUGAAUUUUGAGCCAAAAAUAUAGGAAAGUUGACGUUUUCAAGUUCUUUAGAUUAGUUUGACUUACCGUCCAAUUCUUUACAGAGAUGCACGUGUUUUAGUUUUCAUCUUGAAUAUCCAAGCAUGCAUCAUGCGAAAAUUCGAAUCAAUCCCACUGUUCCAAACUUUGCACUGCACUCAAAAGCAUACGCAAUCAAAGGGUGGUCAUAUAUUACAGACAUUCUGGGAUAAAUGAAACUGUGCAAAGGAUGUCAGCCAUGGCAAGGCCUAGCUCUGUCUUUCUCAUUAUGGCUGUUCAUGUAGCGAUCCUCAUCUCAACGAGUUGCGGGAGUAGAUCCGAGCAUUCAAGAAAACAAGUUGCUUUCUUCAUAUUCGGUGACUCCUUCUUAGAUGCAGGCAACAACAAUUACAUCAACACCACAACCCUCGACCAAGCUAAUUUCUGGCCUUAUGGAGAAACUUAUUUCAGGUUCCCAACCGGGAGGUUUUCCGAUGGCCGUUUGGUAUCAGAUUUCAUCGCUGAACAUGCGAAGUUGCCAUUGAUUCCAUCCUUUCUACAACCUGGGAAUCCUCACUAUUUCAACGGGGUGAAUUUUGCAUCUGCUGGGGCGGGAGCUCUAGCAGAAACCUUUCAAGGUGCGGUUAUUGAUCUUAAAACGCAGCUAAGUUACUAUAAGGAGGUAAUGACUUGGUUGAAAAGCAAGUUGGGCAAUGUUGGAGCCAAAAUGAUGUUAUCAAGAGCUGUCUACUUGUUUAGCAUUGGGACCAACGAUUAUAUGAGUCUUUUCUUAUCCAAUUCCACGGUACUGGACACCUUUUCCAAAUCAGAAUAUGUUGGAAUUGUGAUUGGCAACUUGACAACCAUCAUCAAAGAUAUAUAUAGCAGAGGUGGUAGAAAAUUUGGGUUUAUCAAUUUGCCACCCGUGGGCUGUCUUCCUGGCAUCAGAAUCAUCAAUCCAGAUAACAAUGGUAACUGCUUGAACGAAGCUUCAUCACUGGCAAAAUUGCACAAUCGAGCUCUGUCUAAGCUCCUCCAAAAACUAGAUAAACACUUGAAGGGGUUUAAAUAUUCAAUUUUCAACCUCAACGUCAGUCUCAGACAGAGAAUGAAUCAUCCCUCAAAAUAUGGUUUCAAGGAAGGGAAAGGAGCAUGCUGUGGGACAGGGAAGUUCAAAGGAGUGUUCAGUUGUGGAGGAAAAAGACUAGUGAAAGAGUUCCAACUCUGUGAGAAUCCCAACGAACAUGUUUUUUGGGACUCUUACCAUCUCACAGAAAGGGUCCACAAACAAUUUGCAGAUGAAAUGUGGGGUAGGGCAAACAACACCAACAGUGUUGUAGGGCCUUACAAUCUGAGGGAUCUAUUCCAAACUCUCUAAAAGUCCUUUUACUUUCGAAUUAAUGUCUCUUAGCUUGCUGCGUGUAAUCUUACUGAAAUUAGAGUAAAUGAAAAAGAAGCUGUUCCUUCUA